GCCUCUGAAGACCUUCUCAAACAGCAUUACAUUGACCUCAAAGACCGACCGUUCUACCCUGGUUUGGUUAAAUACAUGAACUCUGGACCUGUUGUGGCCAUGGUAUGGGAAGGACUCAACGUAGUUAAAACUGGGAGAGUAAUGCUAGGGGAAACAAACCCUGCAGACUCCAAGCCUGGUACCAUCCGUGGUGACUUCUGCAUUCAAGUAGGAAGAAACAUCAUUCAUGGCAGUGACUCCGUGGAAAGCGCACAGAAGGAGAUCAACCUGUGGUUCAAACCUGCAGAGCUCAUUGACUUCAAAUCUUGUGCACAUGAUUGGAUCUAUGAGUGAAAUGAGUUUCCACAACGAAUUGUGCCUUCGUAACACAUCAUCUCAUUCCAGCUAUUGACCUGGGAGCAAUUACGACCGCGGUUAUCUUACUCAUUCUCAGCACUGUCAAAUAAAUGGAUGAUAUGAACUAA
Tauraco erythrolophus (red-crested turaco) is the source of this 464-nucleotide messenger RNA. NCBI's taxonomy places the organism in Eukaryota, Metazoa, Chordata, Aves, Musophagiformes, Musophagidae. The record is from RefSeq and is a predicted model, not a curated record.